GGGAGGGAAUUGACUGUAAAUCAUCUCAAUUUGAACCAUGGCACAACCAACGUCUGUCUGUCCAAGCUACUCUUGUAUAGCCGUCCGAAAUGAUCUCAUGCGACCUCCUUCGACAUGCGAACAAUUCGGCUAUAAAUAAAUGUCACAUCACCAUACUUAUCUACCCACCGGUACUCCACUUUAUCCCCCCUUACUAAUCUCCUCGCACCAACCAAUCCUAUUCCAAUCCCCCAACUCCACUAACCCCUCCAAAGCGCCGACGUAUCAAUAUCAAUAUCCCGAAAUACACUCAUACCCCCAAUCCCCUUUCCUACUUCCAAAACUCCCCCCUCUUCCUCACCAUCACCAUCACCAUCACAGUCUACAUCUAAAUUACAAUCCCACCGCAACAAUGGUUCUCGUCCACAUAGUCCUCUUCCAAUUCAAACCAAACACUCACAAAGACCAAAUUGACGAUUUAUGCAAACACAUGCUCUCGCUCCCAACUCUGUGCAUACAUCCAGAGUCCCAUAAACCGUAUAUCCUAGAAUCUUCUGGCGGGAGGGAUAAUUCGCCAGAGGGCCAUCAAGUAGGCGGCUUCUCUCGUGGCUUCGUGUUUCAUUUUGCUUCCUCCGCCGAUCGAGAUUACUACGUGAAUGAAGACCCAGCUCAUCUAGAAUUUGCGAAGAAAGCGGGAGGGAUAGUGCAGAAUGUUAGAGUUGUUGAUUAUGAGAUGGGUGUUUUCUAGAGAGCGGAGGUAGGGUUGUGGAAGUCGAUUGAUGGGAUGGGUGGGAUCGGGGUGCUUAGGAUGAUGGUAAUGAAAACGUGAUAUAAUACCAAUUAUCAAAACAGAAGAAUUCAGACAGAAGAGAUCAAUAGUGCUAAAGACUAUUAGAGAGAAAAAGAGUACUGAAGAAACAUUCGACAAAUCUAUUAGUGUCAUA
Botrytis cinerea B05.10 is the source of this 923-nucleotide messenger RNA. RefSeq lists its product as hypothetical. The transcript has 3 exons. The record is from RefSeq and is a predicted model, not a curated record. Bases 140 to 727 code for a protein of 195 amino acids. Lineage: Eukaryota; Fungi; Ascomycota; Leotiomycetes; Helotiales; Sclerotiniaceae.